Fonsecaea multimorphosa CBS 102226 is the source of this 567-nucleotide messenger RNA. RefSeq lists its product as uncharacterized. The record is from RefSeq and is a predicted model, not a curated record. Lineage: Eukaryota; Fungi; Ascomycota; Eurotiomycetes; Chaetothyriales; Herpotrichiellaceae. The transcript has a single exon. The coding region runs from base 1 to 567 and encodes 188 amino acids.
AUGAAGUCAUUCGUUGCUGCCUCGCUCCUUGCCCUUGUCGGCGCCGCUGCCGCUGCCCCUUCAACCCUCCGCUUCGCAAAGCGCGAGAAUCCUGAUAACAGCUGUGGACCCGACCCUGGCUCAGCUGCCAUUGCCAAUGCCAUCAACCAAUGGAACAGCGAUGUCGUCACGGUCAACAGUUUCUUGGAUGAGGCCGCAUCGUUAGACACAAGCACGCUGCUGGUCGACCUUGAGACCGCCUUGACCGCAGCCCAAGACGAACCUAAUCAACUAAAUGUCCUUGCCUGCGAAAGUGACGUUGCAGGGACACCUGCUCAAACCGCAGCGAACGACCUCUUCAAUGGCUUCGAGAACAAUGUCCUGGUCCCGCUAGGGAACAUCAUCGCUAACCCGAGCGAUGCAAACAAUGUCGCGAUGCAGCUACAGACCAUCAAUCAAUUCCGAUGCUGCCACGUUCUUCCGGACCUUGAUGUUCUGUGGUCGGGCACGGCGGAGGAUGAGGGUGUUGCCAAUAUUGUGCCCAUCACUGCCCCAAGACCGAAUACCUGCGCUUCUAUCAGCUGCUAA